Kluyveromyces lactis is the source of this 780-nucleotide messenger RNA. It is a transcript of the gene CIR1, whose product is annotated as Cir1p. The transcript has a single exon. The coding region runs from base 1 to 780 and encodes 259 amino acids. The record is from RefSeq and is a predicted model, not a curated record. NCBI's taxonomy places the organism in Eukaryota, Fungi, Ascomycota, Saccharomycetes, Saccharomycetales, Saccharomycetaceae. Gene Ontology annotation, molecular function: electron transfer activity. Gene Ontology annotation, cellular component: cytosol.
AUGUCGUCCAAGCUAAGAAUUUUGGUGCCAGUGAAGCGUGUUGUGGAUCAUGCCAUCAGACCUCGUGUCAACAAGCAGUUUACCAACGUUGAGACCAAGAACUUGAAGUUCUCUAUCAAUCCGUUUGACGAUAUUGCAGUGGAAGAAUCUGUGAAAUUGAAGGAAACUCAUCCUGAUGCCGUCGAAUCAAUCCAUGCCGUUUCCGUUGGCCCACUGAAGGCCCAAGAUGUGUUGAGGACAGCUUUAGCCAAAGGUUGUGAUUCUUCAACUUUGGUUGAGCAUGAUUCUACCGAAUUGGAGCCAUUGGUGAUCAGCAAGGUGUUGAAGAAAAUUGUUGAAGACAAGAAUGCUAACUUGGUUGUGCUCGGAAAGCAAGCCAUCGAUGAUGAUAGCAACAACACUGGUCAAAUGCUCGCUGGUUUGUUGAACUGGCCACAAGCUACCAACGCUUGUAAAGUAGAAUUGUUAGAAGACGGCGCCAGUGUCAGAGUCACCAAGGAAAUCGACGGUGGUGAAGAAAUCGUGGUCGCAAAAUUACCUAUGAUCAUCACCACUGAUCUACGUUUGAAUACGCCAAGAUACGCUACGUUACCAAAUUUGAUGAAAGCCAAGAAGAAGCCUUUGGAGAAGUUGAAGUUGAAGAAAGAUUUUGAAGGGAUCAAUUUGGACCCCCAAUUGAAACUGCUAAAGGUCGAAGAACCUCCAGUCAAGAGUGCUGGUAUCAAGGUUUCCUCUGUCGAUGAAUUGGUCUCAAAGCUAAAGGAAGCCAAACUGGUUUGA